AUUUUGGAACAACUUGUUCAGGAUUUGCUUAUUCUCACGCCCGCGAUCGUGAAAUUACCUGUCAAUAUUCAUGGUCCAAACAAUACGCGAACAUUAUUUCCAAAAGUUCACACCGUGCUCCAAUAUGAUGAAUCCUGGAAUGUAGUAGCAUGGGGUGAAAGUGCUUUGGCCAGAGAAAUAGAUUUCUGGGAUGAUAAUGAAGAAUGCGCUGAUAAGGUUGCAACGACAACGCUGGAAUACUUCAAGCUGCAUUUAGCUGGUUCUGAAGAAGAAAAGCCCUACUUGCCAGAAGGAUUUGAUUAUCGAAAAGCAAUUAAAGAUUUUCUCAAAAAAAUGAUGGAAUUGGUCAAGGAAACCCUUACUAAAAGAUGGCAAGAAUUAGAAAUGUCUCAAGUCCGAUUUGUUUUUACCAUACCAGCGCAAUG
This is a messenger RNA of Acaulospora morrowiae, 425 nucleotides long. Lineage: Eukaryota; Fungi; Glomeromycota; Glomeromycetes; Diversisporales; Acaulosporaceae. The record is from the annotation of a GenBank genome assembly.